CAAGAUCAAGUAAGGGAUUGCCAAAGGAGGAGGGAAGGUAGUUUUUACUUCGUAACACAUUUUUUGAUGUAAUUGUUGCAUCUGCUGCACCCGGCAGUAUUUGUCAGAUCAAGAAACAAUUGUUACUAUUAGCCCUCUCCAGAACAUUUUGGAUCAAUCCAAUUACGGAUCUCCAUUAACAAACUAACUUGUCCAAUCAAGUUCAGUUUCCGAGGCCUUUGAUUGCUUCGAGAUGAGUACGGGAGAGCUUCUCAAUAUCGAACCUCUAGAGCUCAAAUUUCCUUUUGAGCUGAAGAAGCAGAUCUCUUGUUGUCUUCAACUGUCUAAUAAAACUGUUCACCAUGUGGCUUUCAAGGUUAAAACAACAAAUCCGAAGAAGUAUUGCGUUCGUCCAAACACGGGCAUCGUGUUGGCUCGGUCAACAUGUGAUAUUAUAGUGACUAUGCAAGCACAAAAAGAGGCUCCUCCUGACAUGCAAUGCAAGGACAAGUUUCUCCUUCAGGCUGUAAAAGUUGAGGGAGCUACAAGUAAAGAUUUCUCUCUAGUAAUGUUCAAUAAGGAGGCAGGGCAUGUUGUCGAGGAGUGCAAAUUGAGAGUGGUCUAUGUCUCUCCACCUCAGCCUCCUUCUCCUGUUCAGGAAGGAUCAGAGGAAGGGUCUUCACCAAGGGGUUCUGUGUCAGACAAUGGAAAUAUCAGUGCUGCUGAGCUCUCUCUUAGUACGAGGUCUUUUGCUAAUCGGCUUGAACCUCAGGAAAAAUCUUCAGAGGCAAAAGCUCUUAUUUCAAAGCUGACUGAGGAGAAAAAUAACGCAAUUCAACAAACCAACAAGCUUAGGCAGGAACUGGAACUUUUGAGGCGAGACUGCAACAAGAACCGUGGUGGUGUGUCAUUCCUUUUUGUCAUCUUCAUUGGCUUGUUGGGCAUAAUCCUGGGAUAUCUCAUGAAGAAGAAAUAAGCACAUGUUUCUCGCUGGAUCUUUUCCCAUUUUGUCUAAUCCUCUCCCCCAUUUACCCCUGAGAAAAGAAUAAUGAUGAUGAAAUGGGAGGAACCUAAUUAGCUUAUGGUAGGGUUUAGCCCUGUGGGUCUACUUAUUGAAAUCUGAAUGAGUAUCAUUAAGUGACUAUUAGCAUGCCUUAUUAUUAUUAUUAUUUUUUGUAACUUAAAGAGGGCAAUAAUCUGAGAGGUUCUGGGAUUAUUAAUCAUUGAACCCAGUCCGAACUGAAUCAAUUAAUCUUCGUUGCUGUAACUCUUCUUGGGCUUGCGGUAGCUCUCCUCCAUGUUUUUGGAAAAGAUCGAGAGAAAUUGAGGUAG
Messenger RNA from Tripterygium wilfordii, 1311 nucleotides. RefSeq names its product vesicle-associated protein 1-2-like. The coding region runs from base 233 to 955 and encodes 240 amino acids. NCBI's taxonomy places the organism in Eukaryota, Viridiplantae, Streptophyta, Magnoliopsida, Celastrales, Celastraceae. Gene Ontology annotation, biological process: endoplasmic reticulum membrane organization. The record is from RefSeq and is a predicted model, not a curated record. The transcript is spliced from 8 exons. Gene Ontology annotation, cellular component: plasma membrane; endoplasmic reticulum membrane.